GCAACAAUGAUUUUGGAUGCGUUGGCUUAUCGAGAAUUACCUGAAGAUGCCUUGAAUCCAGAAGAUCUUGCUUUGCGAAUUGAGAAUAAGCUUUUCGAGAUUCAUCGUGGUACCACAGAUAAGUAUAAAGCAGGUGUACGAAGUCGUGUAUUCAAUUUGCGCGACAAAAAGAAUAUUGCGCUGAGAGAAAAUGUCCUUGUUGGUGUGGUUACACCAGAAAGAUUCGCGACUAUGACGAGCGAUGAAAUGGCAUCGGACGAAAUGAAAAAACAACGUGAAAAAUUCACUAAAGAAGCAAUCGAUGAACAUCAGAUUGGUGAACAAGAGGGUACUCCUUCAGAUAUGUUUAAAUGCGGAAAAUGUGGCAAAAAGAAUUGCACAUAUACACAAGUGCAAACUCGUAGUGCUGAUGAACCAAUGACCACUUUCGUUUUUUGUCGAGAAUGUGGUAAUAGGUGGAAGUUUUCCUAG
Molecule: messenger RNA, 471 nt
Organism: Dracunculus medinensis (Guinea worm)
Lineage: Eukaryota; Metazoa; Nematoda; Chromadorea; Rhabditida; Dracunculidae
Source: the annotation of a GenBank genome assembly